CGAGAAUCGAUUUCCCUUUCCCCGGUUCGCCGCUACGCCAUCGUAAUGUGGUUUCACGAUUAGUCAUAGCCGGUAAUUUAUAUUUUAUGGGCACAUCAUUAUUUAUAUAGUUCCUUUUUAGGCUAAGCUAUUUCAAUUAUUAAACCGUGGACGUAGUGUUUGUUCAUUGUGUGUACUUAAUACGUGUUUUUUUUUUUUUUUUUACUGAACCAUAUGGCGGCUAGUUACAGUCGAUUUAAACCGUUUAUUACGAUAAGUCUUGGUGCAGCUUGUGGAAGUUUGGCCACUUAUUAUGGUUUUACCAAAGGUCUGUUAAAUGUUAACAAAGAACAAGAGUAUUAUAGUAUAUUCGAGAAUAGAGAAACGAAAUGGGAUUUUAACUGGGACAGGUAAGCUUAUCAUUGCACAUGAGUGUGUUGUAACUGUUGUUGGUGACAGCAUAGUGUAUCUUCUUAGUUCUUUCAAAUGUUUAUUGUGAAUAUUCUUGCUUUGCUAAACAUCUGAUUAAUGUUUGACUGUUACUGGGGUGUGUUUUUAACAUUUGCAGGUGUUAGCUCAACUUCAAUAAAUUAAGUGCUAAAUAGUACUACUCAUCUAUCUUACUAUAACAUAAAAUAUUAUAUCCACUGCAAUGGAAACGAAAAAACACAGUGGCCGUCAAUGUUCGGCUAAGACGAAAAAAGAAAACAUCCAAGUAAUUGUUCGAUGUCGGCCAAUGAGUUCUAAAGAGGUUUCCAAUGGGUAUACUGAAGUUGUGAAAAUAAUUAAAGAUGAAAAUUCUGUUGCCGUUGCUGUACCGAAAAAUGAUGGUUCUGAGUAUAAACAAUUUACAUUUGAUUCGGUUUUCGAUUGCAAUUCUACUCAAGAAGAUUUAUAUAAGAAAAUGGUGCAUCCACUUAUUGAGUCUGUUUUGAACGGAUUUAACGCUACUAUAUUUGCUUAUGGACAGACCGGUACUGGUAAAACGUAUACAAUGGAAGGAGUUAGAGAUGAAAAACUUCCUUUAACUGACCAAGAACAUCGUGGUAUUAUACCUAGGACUUUCGAACAGAUAUUUAAAACUAUUGAACAAUCCAACAAUAAACAAUAUUUGGUAUUUUCUUCAUAUUUAGAAAUAUAUCAGGAAGACGUUCGAGAUUUAUUAGAAGCAAAACCUAAAGGAAAAUGUGAACUUCGUGAAGAUAAAGAUGUUGGUGUUUAUGUAAAUAAUUUGAACAAAUAUAUUUGUAAAAACGUUCAAGAAAUUUUAAAAGUUAUGCAAGAAGGUAACAAAAACCGAACAAUCGGCGCUACAGAUAUGAACGAACAUAGUUCUAGGAGUCAUGCUAUUUUUACAGUUACUGUUGAAAUAAAAAGUAAUACCGAACGUAUUAGGGUUGGUAAACUAAAUCUCGUUGAUUUAGCUGGCAGUGAAAGGCAAAGUAAAAGUGGCGCAACUGGUCAACGACUCAAAGAAGCUGGAAAAAUAAAUCUUUCGUUGUCGACAUUAGGAAAUGUUAUACAUGCACUAGUAGAAGAAAAUUCUUCACAUAUACCAUACAGAGAUUCCAAGCUUACUAGAUUAUUACAAGAUUCAUUAGGAGGGAAUUCAAAAACUUUAAUGAUUGCCAAUAUUGGACCGGCUAGUUAUAACUGGGAUGAAACACUUACUACUCUGCGCUAUGCUAAUAGAGCUAAAAAUAUACAUAAUGCUCCUCGUGUUAAUGAAGAUCCCAAAGAUGCUUUAAUUAGACAAUACCAAGAUGAAAUAUCUAAGUUGCGCAAUAUUUUAAAUGAAAAAGCAUCCAAAAAAGUUAGUAAAAAAGAAAAGCAAUAUGAUAUGGAAAACCUUCAAGAACAUACAAAAUUUUUAGAAAAGCAACAGCAAGAUUUAAAUGAAAAACGAAAUAAUAUACUUGAAAAUAAAGAUAAUUUGUCAACUGAUGAUCAAAAUAGAAUGUUGUAUGAUAUAGAAUUAGAAAAAGCUAAAGUUGCAGAAGAAAUGGAUUUUAUGGGAUCAUUGAUUACUCGUAUUCAAUCUAUGGAAAGCAGUUUGUUGAGAGGAGGGAAAUCGAUUACAGAUCAUUUGUACGAACAACAAAAUCAAAUUGAUAAACGUAAUAGAGAGAUCCAGGAAGAAAUAAAAAUGGAGCAGGAAUUAGCCAAGAAUUUAGAAGAAAUUGCUGGCUAUACAGAAACAAUAAGGGAAACCUAUUCAACUUUAUUGGAAGAAGUAGAAGCAAAACAAGCUAAAUUUGACAAAUUAAUGGGUCUUUAUCAGAGCCUUAAAGGAGAAUUGAAAAUUAAAGAGGAAGAACACUCAAAUCAAAGAAGAGACAUUGAGUCUAACCAAGAAGCAAUGACAAGACAAUUAAAACUCGGUAACAUAAUAAUGUCUAAUUUUAUACCUCAAGAUGAACUUCAAAAUGUCAAAGAUAGAUUAUACUAUGAUGAUGAUACUAACGAAUGGCGCAUGGUUAGUAAUCAAUUAGAAGGACAUACACGAGGCUGCAUCAAUGGUGUAAUAAAUACCAGAAGAAAUGAGAAUUUAAUAACGUUAAAUUUGCUUACGCUUGAACAUAAAUUAGAAGAAUAUAAAAAACCAGAAAUUUCACCUUCAUUAUUAUCAAUGCUUGAUGAAGCAUUGAAAGUUGAGGAUGACCUACAAGUUGAUGCAUCAAUUGCAGAACGUCCUAAGACUGUGCGUAGUACUGUUGGACCAAAGAUUAAACCAGCUUCAAAUAAAAAUUACCCAAGAGCACGAGGCCUAAUACCAAAAUAAAACAUUUGGAUAAUGUUUGAUACUUUAAGUUGUGCACCAAAUAAUGUUGUUAAUUUUGUGAUGUUUAAAUACUAACAGCUACUAUAAUAAGACUGCAUAAUUAAAUUUAUAUUCUGCUCACUAAAACUAAUAAUAAGUACCUAAUUAUAUAUUUUUUGCUUUUAUAUUAUAUUUCACUCCUAGUCAUUUAUAAAAAAUCUUUAUUUUGUUUUAGUUACCUAUUUUCUACUUAUUAUCAUUUUGCUUUAUAAUAUAUUUAUAAUAUCUAAAAAUAUAUUUUUACAUACUACUUGUAAAAGAAGUACUAAUCAAAACUAAUAUAGUCAUAUUGUCUAGUCUUUCUGCACAAUAAAUGACAUUAAUAAAUCAUAUUAUUUAAUAUUAUUAUUUCAUUGGUUUUUUUUUUUUUUAUAUUAAAUAUUAUUUUGUUCGUCAACAUAUACAUUUUCUAGGCGAGACCCUAAGAGUCUAGUAAAACCAAUUGACCCAAACAACUCCAAGUUACAAAAUGAAUAUAACCAGAAAAUUGAAGAAAAAAAAUCACGUGCAACAAGGCACAUUUUUCUUAUUAGACAUGGACAAUAUAACCUUAAGGGUGAGACUGAUGAAGAAAGGCAGUUGACAGAACUCGGUAUGUAAUAAUAUCUAUAAAUAAUUAAAUACAUUUUAUGCAUGAAAAGUACAUUGAAGUUAUGAGCAGUGAUAUGGUGAAGGGAUUUUUAAAAGGUAUUUAAAUUUUUUAAGAUUUUUAAUUUAAUGAUGUUCCUGUUGAUUUAUUUUAAAUUAAAUUAAAUUUUUAAGAUAGUAAUUAGUGGGAUAAAUGGGUAUUAUAUUUUAAAUUGUAAACAUUUGAACUAUAUUUUAUGUACACCAUUUACUACAAGCUUUUUUUUAAAAAAAAAAACCAUAUUUAACAGUAGUAAAUAUAGCUUGUGUGUCUACCUAAAUAAUAGAAUUUCUGUUUUUGUAAUAGUAAAAAUAUAAUUAUAUUAACAGUAUACAAUUUUCCAUUUUAAACAGAUAAUAUAGGUGUCUACUUGUAUUUUAUUUUAGAGUCUGAGUGAUGUGAGAAAUGUAUUGGUUUUACAAUGAUAUUGAUUUUUUAAAUUUUAUACGGCUUAUGUUUUCUACCAAAAUUAUUGCUCCAAUAAAAAAAAACAAGAAAAUCAAAAUUUUCAGUUGCAUUUUUAAUCUUGUUCUUGACCAAGAAAGUUAUUUUUAUGAUUUUCUUGGUAGUUUUUUUAAUAAUUGAAAAAUAAUUAGAAAUAACAGGAAAAUGUAUGAAAAUAUUAUAUUCAAUUUUGUUUUUUGUUAUGCUCCUAUUAAAAAUAUUAUUAGAGACUUGAAAUUUUAAUAGAAAACUUAUAUUUGCCUUUUCUAGACAAGGUUAAAGUUUCAAAAUAUUUUGACCAUUUUUGAGUUAUGUAUAAACAUUUUAAUUUUAGGAGUUUUUAAGUAAUUCUUAUUUGGUGGGUAAAUUUGUUAGACCAAACAAAAAUGCUUGAAAAUUUAACAACAGGUUCUUAAAAGUAGUACUUCAUGGUAAAAAAAAAAAAAAAACUGAAUGUAAUGUAGAAUAAAUUUCUUAAAUUUUUUAAUAACAUUUUAAGUAUCAAAUUUUAACAAAAAUCUUAUAUAUCACAAUCUUUCUUAACAUGUAUAACUGAACUACACUCAGAAUUGUUUUUCGUUAGCAAUGAUUAAUCACUGUAUAGAUUGAAUUGCCCUCUAUAUGCUAUCGUCCAGACUUCUUACCUACAACAGUGGCCUACCUAUCUUGCAAAGUAUGUCAGUCUUUUUAACUUUUAUUUUUGGGUAAAUAAUUUAGUAUGAAUUCUUAUUAAACAAGGAACCUUACAUAAAUGAUAAAAAAAAUAAAGCAGAGUUUUAGUAUAAAUAUUUAUUUACAGUAAGAAAUAUAAUUAUAAAAUUUAAUAUGAAUGUUUAUGUAUUAAGUGUAUAUCAUAUAGAUUAAAGUUUAUACUAUUAUUAAAAAUGUGUAACUAUUUUAAAUUAAACAAAUUAUUUUUAGGAAGAAGGCAGGCUCUUUAUACCGGUGAACGUUUAAGUGUGUUAGAUUAUCCAUGGACAUCAAUUACACAGUCAACAAUGACACGUGCAAUGGAGACUUGCUCAUUAAUACGUAAACAUUUACCUGCCGACAUACCAUUAUCAUCGACAGAUUUGUUAAGAGAAGGAGCACCAGUUCCCCCAGAUCCUCCCUCCAAACAUUGGAAACCUGAUUUAUAUGUAGGAAACAAUAUAGCAUUAACAAUUUUAAUAUAUAUUCUUUUAAAAUAUGUAAGUUAUUAUUAUUUUCUUAGCAGUUUUACCGUGAUGGAUCUCGAAUCGAAGCUGCAUUUCGAAAGUUCAUGCACAGAGCUCCACCCGAUCAAAAAGAAGACUCUUAUGAAAUAAUUGUUUGCCAUGCAAAUGUUAUAAGAUAUUUUGUUAUGAGGUAAUUAUAAUUUCUAUUUAUUGUUAUCUAACAGAUUAUUUAUUUAUUUUUUCAAUUAAUCUUAUUUAUUUGACUUAUUUGAUAUUGAAUUUUGUUUAGUUUCUGUAUAUUUUGUAUUAUUGUUAUUAGUAUACAUACUGUUUUUACUGAAAUCUUAAUAUGUAUACAUUGUGUUACAUCUUUUAUGUUCCUCUAAAUAUCUUAGUCCUUAAAUUUAAAUGUGGUUUUCCGGAAGUUUAGCACCAUGAUAAAUGUAUCAAAAUAAUUAAGAUCAAAAUAAUCAAUCCAUAUCUGGUGAUAAAAAUAAAGUUUGCUAUUCUCAAAAAAAUGUGUACAAUAAGGGUUAAAAACUGAAAACCAUCUCAAAGUGUGUAUUUAGGUGACUCCUGAAACACCUCCCGAAAACCCUAUUUCAAUUUUCUAAGGUCAUCGGGUUGAGAUAUUUAGUGAUACCUACAUAAAAGAUGUACAAACAGUGUAUUUGUUAUUAUCAAUCUAUUUUUAGUAAUAUUGUUGAUUAAUGUUUGACUUAAAAAUUUUAUAUUUUAGAACAUUGCAAUUGACACCAGAAGCAUGGUUACGCUUGGGUUUAGACCAUGCUAGCAUCACAACAUUUUCAAUUUAUCCUAACGGAAGAGUAGCCUUACGGGGUUAUAGUAACUCAGGUUAUAUGCCUCCAGAUGCUAUUAGUUCCUGAAAAUCAAUUUAUACAUUGUCAAAGGUCAAAGAUCAUAUUACUAAAGGUCGAGUAUUAGUAAAAAGGUGAUCAAAAUAUCAUCUGAUGAAAUGUUUUUCCAUCAAAAAUAUAUCACUGAACACUCAAAUUUUUCACUAAUGUUUAAAAUCUAAUCAUAAGGUAUAUAGGUAUACUAUAUUAGUAUAAAUAUAAUAUACAGUAAAAUUGGGUAACUUUGAUAAUUUUGUUUGAAUUAAUUUUUAAAAAAGAAGUCCUUACUUCAAGUUGUACAUUGCCAAAUUAGGUAUACCUGGUUAUAUUUUAAAAAUAUUAUUUAGUUUUCAAAGUAUUGUGGAACCUCUAUAAGUCGAAAUAAAUGCCAUUUUCUUGUGAAAACCUCGAUUGUUGGAACAUAAACAAUAGAUAACUCAAGCAUUUUGUAUGGACAAAUAAUUUUAAUAAUCGUUUGUCUAAUUGGCUUGUGUCCUAUAAUUAAACCUAAUUGUGUUUAUUAUUGUAUUUUUCAUUUGAUUUAUUGUCACUACAUUUCGUAUUGUACAUGUAAUUGUACCCUACCAUCGUUUGUCGAUCGAACAAUCAAGUAAUGUGAACAAUAAAGUGUAUUCUGUUCUAAAUUUAGUGGAAAAUACUAUUGAUAAUAACAUGUGCUCUCAAACUAAGUCAAAGCAAGAUAAAAAAUUAUCUAUUGUGAAGUUGCAACACUAUAUACAUUUUUUUUUUUUAGUAAUAAUUGUUUUUAUUUAUAUUAAUUAUUUUAUCACAUUUUUAAGAUAACAAUAAUAAUAAUAAUAAUACUCACUGUAAUUAUAUGUAUGUAUAAUUAAAAAGUUGUUUAGGAUAAUGGGGACGGAUGUGGCCACUGUUAUAGCUAAUUUAAUGUAUAUCAGCUGUAAGCACAGAUUAACCAUUGGUAACGAAAAAACGAUUCUGAACAGAGUUCGUUUGAUAUAUGUUAUAUAUAUUGGUAAAAUAAUUACAUACACAUAAGGUAUAUAUUUCCUUAUAGAAGAAGUGCUUUAUUGUAAAUCUGAGUAAAAUUGCUGGUAGUAAAGUUGUCAGAAAAAAAAAAACAUUGAACAUCAUUAUUAAACCAAUACAUUCCUCGUUCCACUUAGAAUCUAUAACAAUAAUACGUACAUACAUUUUAAAAACUUAAGUCAAAUUGUUUUCCUAAACCUUUGAUAAUUCCAAAAAAUUUAAUUUCCUUUGAAUUUCGACUUAUCGAGGUUCCACUUCAUAUAUGAUUAAUAUAUCAAUCUUACACUAUAUCUGGAUUCACUUGUAUAUUCCUAUUUCUUUUGUUUGUUAAAUUGAUGCUAGUGCAUGAAAACCUAUCAACCUCAACCCACAUAUAAUUUGGUCUAGUCUUUGAAAUUAAAAUAUAAAAUAUCCAUGUAGUUACUGACAGGAUUUUAAAAAUAAAAAACAUAUUUUCCUUUUAUUUAACAAUUUGAGAUAAAUAACAGCACAUAAGAUUGGUUGUAUUGAUGAAAAAUAUUAUCAUGUAUCAAUAGUUUAUCAACUAUAUUAUAUAUAUAAAACUUAAUAAUUUAUGUAUUUGUUAAAGUGUAACAAUCCAAAAAGAUUUAAUUAACAAUUAAAAUAAAAAUAAAUUUCACCCCCCCCCCACAUAUUAUCAGAGUUGUCUCAUUCUACAGUAAUCUAAUAACUGAUUAAUCAUUUCAAGUAUAUAUAUAUAUAUAUAUUUUGUUUCUGCUAAAAACCCAUUUGAUCAAAUGAUUCACUACAUUUUCAACUUAAUAAUUGAAAAACUGAAAUAUUAUCUAAUGUUGAUAUAUAGCAUUAAGAAAUCAAUAUAUUAUUUCAAUAAUUUAAAUUAUUUUCAGUGUCAGUCAAAAAUAAUUUUGGGCAGGUACUAAUCAUUUUUGUUAUUAAACUGUAUGACUAUGGCACUGAUUAUUAACAUGCAUUUAUUAUUUUGUUUUCAUAACAAAUAGUAUUAUUUAAUUGUUUCGGUUUCGAAAUAUCACUAUUUUUUUUACAUUGACUAUAGUUUACUUUUAUAUGUAUAUAUAUAUAUAGACCUAAUCUACCCACCAAAAUGUAUUUCCAUAAUAAUGUGACUAUUGUCAGAUUAUAACAGAUUAUAUGUGCAUAGUUUUUGUACUCUGACUAAAGUCAAACUCUUUUAGUCUUUAAUUGUAAAAUGUCCUGGUGAUGUCAAGUCUUCUAAGUACAAAUAUAAUAAUAUAAUAUGUGAAGAGGACAUCACAAUAAUUAAUACAAAUAGAAUAAUUAAAUGUACCUACUUCAUUGUGACCUUGUAACUCACAGAAUAUGUUUAUAACGAAUAAAAUAAAAUAAUAACAUUUGUUGAUUUA
Cinara cedri is the source of this 8258-nucleotide messenger RNA. NCBI's taxonomy places the organism in Eukaryota, Metazoa, Arthropoda, Insecta, Hemiptera, Aphididae. The record is from the annotation of a GenBank genome assembly.